Messenger RNA from Melampsora larici-populina 98AG31, 1734 nucleotides. RefSeq lists its product as uncharacterized. The record is from RefSeq and is a predicted model, not a curated record. NCBI's taxonomy places the organism in Eukaryota, Fungi, Basidiomycota, Pucciniomycetes, Pucciniales, Melampsoraceae. The transcript is spliced from 9 exons. Gene Ontology annotation, molecular function: oxidoreductase activity. Gene Ontology annotation, biological process: carotenoid biosynthetic process. The annotation marks the transcript as partial.
UUUCUAGGUGCAGGCGUUGGUGGUCUGGCUACUGCAGCACGACUUGCUCGAGCGGGACUAGACGUCACUGUUGUAGAAAGAAAUGACUUUAGUGGUGGUAGAUGUAGUUUGAUCGAAAAGGAUGGGUUCCGAUUCGAUCGUGGUCCUAGUUUUUACUUGAUGCCAGAAGUCUUUGAAGACCUUUUCGAUGAUUUGAACGAAAAGGUUGAAGAUUGGUAUGAAUUGAAGAAAUGCGAACCUAAUUAUAUUGUACACUACGAUGAUAAGGAGAAGCUUACAUUGACAACCGAUAUGCCCAAGAUGAAAGCUGAGAUCGAGCGCUUCGAAGGUAAAGAUGGUUGGGCUAGAUUCUUGAAUUUCUUAGCUGAAGGUCAACUCCACUACGAAGCUUCGAUAAAACAUGUCCUUCUCAAGAAUUUUCCAUCCCUCAUUUCCGUCUUGAAGCUUGACUUGGCAAUAACUGCUAUGAAAAUCCACGUCUUUGAUAAUCUUCAUCGAAGAGCAAGUAAUUAUUUUUGGACUGAAAGAUUGAGAAGAGCUUUUACAUUUUCCAGCAUGUAUCUGGGAAUGUCACCUUACAAUGCACCUGCAACUUACAAUCUACUUCAAUAUACCGAACUUGCUCAAGGUAUCUGGUACCCCGAAGGUGGCUUUCACGCUUUGCCCCGUUCCCUAGAAUCAAUCGCAAAGAAAAAUGGAGCGAAAUUCAUAUAUUCAAGUCCAGUAAAACAAAUCCUUACCAACGAAGAUAAAUCAUCUAAAGCUACUGGUAUAGAACUCGAAUCAGGAGAAGUCUUAAGUGCAGAUGCAGUGAUCUCAAACGCAGAUUUAGUUUGGACCUAUGAAAACCUUUUACCAGCCACUUCAUUUAGCAAAAGUUUAAGUAAGAAUUCAAAAUUAACAUGUAGUUCAAUAUCGUUUUAUUGGGCAAUCAAGCGAAAGAUGCCUUCAUUAGUUACACAUCAAGUUUUUUUGGCAAAAGAUUAUAGAGCAAGUUUUGAUACGAUCUUCGAUUCACAUUUAAUGCCAGAUCAACCAAGUUUUUAUGUAAAUGUACCAAGUAGAAUCGAUCCAACUGCUGCACCACCUGAAAAAGACGCCAUGAUCAUACUCGUACCUAUAGGUCAUUUAGAUGAAUCGAAUUCUAAAUUAGAUUGGAAUCAAGUUAUUUCAAGUGCUCGUCAAUUUGUGAUCAACACACUUGAACAAAACAUCUUACAACCUGGUGAUCUUCUUCCUGGUGAAAGGUUUAGUGAUUUGAUCGAGUUUGAACUACUUAAUACUCCUCAUACUUGGCAAAAGGAUUUAAACCUUUUCAAGGGUAGUAUCCUUGGUCUUUCUCAUAAUAUUCUUCAAGUGGUUAACUUUCGACCUGGAAUUCGCCAUUCUACUAUCGAUGGAAUGUAUUUUGUUGGGGCUUCUACUCAUCCUGGUACUGGUGUUCCAGUAGUUGCUUGUGGAUCCAAGUUAACUUCAGAAGCUGUUCUCAAAGACCUCGGUAUCAACAUUCCAUGGAGUAACGUACCCAAAAGUGAUCGUCCACCUCAAAGUGACCCGGUCAAGAAAUUUCAAUCUUCAUUUUCUGAUAGAGCCAGAGAUUUAAAUAAGUUAUCUAAACCAGGAUUUUUAGAGUUUGAAGGUAUUAUGAUCCAACAUGGUCUUUUGAUUAUCUUCUUGUCUGCUAUUGCUUAUGUAUUCUAUGGUCAGCAAAUCCUUUCAUCCUUUUCCUCUUGA